AUGGAUUUCGCAGAGUUUAUAAAACAGGAGAGAUUAGAAGAAUUUCCACCUGCUUGGAUUGCGGAUGUGAAAGGGGAAUUUGUAUUCGAGAACGAAAACUACCAAAUAAAAACAGAGGACUUAUCAAUUGACUACAAAGAUCUUAUCAAGGAGGCUAAGAGGCUCUGUAUUGUAUGUAAUAAAGUGUUUUCCAACAGUUACUCUUAUUUAGUGCAUAAUAUUGAUCAUUUAACAAUUCCAUUGGAUAAAUUAAAUAUUGAGGUGCCACUACAGCAAAAUGAUUCGCAGAAACAGCAACUGCAUUAUUCAUGCGUAAAUAUGCUAACUGAAGAGAUGGAUAAUCGCCAUGGUCCGCCAGGAGUUAAUUCCCGAUCCUUAACUGCAGCACAAUCUGCCGCUGAAUUAGAGGUGUUGAAAGAAAUAGAAAAUGUUUAUUUUACUCCUCCAAGUGAGUUCAAUGCAGCGCGCUACGCGCUGGAGCAUGUACCAUCGUAUACAAACUGUGAUGAGAUUGAGCAGAUGUUUACCAAGCUUAAACGACAGCAGCAGGUAGUUUCCGGUAAAGCCCUUCAUUUAAUAUCCCAGCAACGGGACAACUGUGAUCGAGAAUUCGGCGAAAUACAAAACAUUAGGCAACAGUUAUCCGAAACUUUGAGCACUUGCAAAAAAGCGCGCGAAAAACUACGAUCCGCCUCCAACCACCUUACUAUAUCUACCUUUGUCAUCCUCGCUAAUGUUAGAAAGAGACAGAUCAUUAAGUCUGUAUUGAAGUCACUAGAUUUGCUGAGGAGCCUCCGUAGUGUCGAAAAAGAUGUAGCCGAGUUGAUUACUAAGAAACAGUAUUUUGAAGCUAUCGAGCUUAUAAUGCAAAGCAAAAAGGCGGCUUCAAAUAAUAAAGAGUACAAAUGUAUAGCUGAUUUAGCGUCGAGAUUGCAAGAUACUCUGGAUAUGACAGAGGAGAAACUGGAUUCUGUCUUAUCUAGUAUGUGCUACAACUUCGAUCCAAUAGUGUUUGCAAAGCUUAAAAGUGCCUAUGACCUAUUAGGUAAAACUCAAGCUGCUAUGGAACAGCUUCAUAUGCACUAUUCCUCUGCAGUCAACGAAUCAGCCUUUGAGGCGGUAAAGCCAUUUGUUGACAACGUUUCCAUGGAAACCAAGUUCCAGGAGCUCUGCCGGUCUGUACCCACAACUAAAGCACCAUUGUGUUUGUUAAAUUUAUGUGAAAAGUUAUUUCUGGUUAUGCGCAGUUAUUACCUCCUGGUGAAUUGGUAUUCAAAGCACGAGGAGUCAAGUAUGGUUACUAAUGUUUUUGAUAUAGAGAAGAAUGUUAGCCGUGAAUAUAUAAAACAGAAGUUAAAAGGAGGCUUAAUUCGUAUAUGGAAUGAUGUGCAGGGCAAGGUGUCUACGUUUCUCAAAAGCUUGGGUCUGGAGGAAUAUCCUUUUGAAAAGUUUAUACAGAUGCUCGGUAUCCUGAGGAAGUUGACUCAAGUGGCGGAGGUGUUUUGCGGCGACACCUCUGACCUUUUACGAGACUUUAUAAAGACGCAGAGCGUCUCCUAUAUCAAGAAUUACCAUAAAGGUCGCAUGGAGGAACUAAAGUUGUUCCUUGAGAAUGAAGGAUGGGAACAGUGUCCAGUGAAAUCCACAUUUACACUACUAAAUCUACAAGAGUUUAAGCAAUUUAAACGGUAUUUUAAACCAAAGAAUGAUAUAGGCACUAGUUCUCAAUCGUCGUCGUCGGUCCACUCUUUAGACAAUAGCGUGUAUAUUUCCAAAUAUUUCAAUGAAACUACCCGCACACCGUUUGAGAUGUUUCGUAAUGAAAAUGUAACGAAUGAUGAUAUAUUUGGCCUCGAACCCGAGUCAGAAGUAAGCGAAGAGUCCGAUGAUGAACCGGAAGAGUUGAAGCGAGACUUUGUCGACGACGCGGACGUCCAAAAUAGUCCGUCAAAAGUCGCUCAUAGCGUAAUUGUGACGAACACUACUCUAUCUGUUUUGAGAAACUGUGGACAGUAUUUACAGAUAACCAGAUAUCUCCCGCAAAUCGCUCUUGAAGUCAUAAUGCUUAUGAAUCAGCUAUUUGACUACUAUUUUUUCACAGUUCAUUUGUUUUUCACGUCGGAUCUAGACGUCGCAUCUAGUACAUUGUAUACAUCAAAAUUGAAUCUCUUACUAAAAAGAAUAUCCAAUAUCGAAGACAGCUUCUCCAGUCCGAGUAUACCGGAGCACCUAGAGAAGACGGAAGCGAAUUUGCACGGUUUGAGCGAGCGGAUAGUUGGCGUUGAGAGCAUAGUGUUCCUAGCCAAGCAGUUUGAAAUACUCCAACCAUACCUGGAGUCGAUAGUGGCCCAACACCAGCGGAUGAUUCUGGAGCACUUCCGAGAUAACACACUGGCGGUAGUUGGAGAUCUUCGGAUGCCGGUCUACAUGGCGUCUGCGUCGAAGGCGUUAGACGCUCGCUCAGCGUUGAUAGCCAUGUCGCAAGUCAGGUGGGAUGUAAAAACAGUCGCCGAAGAGCACAGCGCGUACGUCGACAUGAUUGUCCGCAAAAUACAGGUCUUUGCGCUGCGCUUGGAGAAUAUAUCGCAGAAGAUCACGCUGAACGUGGAUAUUGUAAACGCAGUUUGGGGUAUGGUAGCGAAGUUCAUCGUUCAUCUUCUUGUGGAGGGGUUCUCGAACGCCUCGAAGUGUUCUAACGGUGGUAGGGGCCUCAUGCAACUCGAUUACAGGCAGUUGUUCGUGAAGUUGGAAAAGAUAUCAGGGCUCAAACCGAUCCCCUACCAGGAUUAUGUGGAUAGGUAUGUCAAAGCGUACUAUUUACCCAGAAACGAGUUGGAGGAGUUCGUCAGGGACCGGGUGGAGUAUUCGAAUAAGCAUUUGAUAGCGUUGAUCACUUGUGCGUGCGAGAAUAAGCGGGAUAGACAGGCGCUGUCGUCUGCGGUUGAGGGGAGGGAGGCUGCUAUGUGA
This is a messenger RNA of Leptosia nina, 2967 nucleotides long. NCBI's taxonomy places the organism in Eukaryota, Metazoa, Arthropoda, Insecta, Lepidoptera, Pieridae. The record is from the annotation of a GenBank genome assembly.